Messenger RNA from Empidonax traillii (willow flycatcher), 1346 nucleotides. RefSeq lists its product as uncharacterized. The transcript has 2 exons. The record is from RefSeq and is a predicted model, not a curated record. Lineage: Eukaryota; Metazoa; Chordata; Aves; Passeriformes; Tyrannidae. Bases 142 to 1140 code for a protein of 332 amino acids.
GCCCUGCCUGCCCCUUGAUGUCACAAAGGGUGCCGUGCCUGCCCCGUGAUGUCACAAAGGGUGCCCUGCCUCCCCCGUGAUAUCACAAAGGGUGCCCUGCCUGCCCUGUGAUGUCACAAAGGGGGCCUUGCCUGCCCUGUGAUGUCUCUGAGGGGGCUCUGCUUGCCCCACGCUGUCACAAAGGGCUGUAACGGGCCAUGGGACACUGGGCACUGCAGAUGGGCACCACCUCAGCCUCUGCCAGCCCAACAGGGUUGGGAUCCUAUCACUGGGAUCCCACAGGUCACUGGGGAGGCUUUUCCCCAGCCUGUGGUGGUGACCUGGAGCGCCAGGGAUGGUGCCAUGAGGUACCUCAACAUCUUCACCGCAGGGGAGCUGGUUGCAGUCACGAUCCUGGUGCUGCAGCUCAUCCUGGUCGCUGCUGUGCUGCGGGACAAGCGUCUAUGGAGGAUCCGGCAGCACUGGAAGCAGCCAAGGGCAGCAAUAGCCCGGCUGGAGGAGCAGAGCAGCUUGGACAGGGCACAGAAGUCAGCAGAAGUGUCCCCUGGCAGCUCCCGACAAAGUUCCAUGAACUACAGGAAGCAAAGGUUCAUCCAAAGCUCCCAGGACACCUGGGUGCUCUUUGAGGAGCAGCACAGGGAGCUGGAGGCACAGCUGGCCCGGCAGCAAUACAGGGGAGGGGACUGCAGGGUGCUCCAGACCGAGAUGCUGGUGGAGCUGCCGGGACUGCUGGGGGGCAGAGAGUCUCCCCAGUGCCUUGCAGUGGAGCUGCCGGGGCCGGACAUGAACAAGGGAGCAGAAGAGGCCAAACGUAAGACCACAGGACAGUGCAGCAGGGACUACACGACACUGCAACGCAGAAGAUCCAUGGCCAGGCUUCUACCUAGACUAGUGGUGAUUGUAAAUCCCACAGUGUUGGAAAGCUGCAGCAGCAGCAGUAGCAGCUCCACGGAGGUGGAAUACAGCAGCACCACCACUGGAUGGUUCCUGGGGAAGCUCCGUGCACGGCUCCAGAGAUACCUGGAAGCCUCGCAGACACACUUUGUUCAGCGCCGCCGGGGCUUCUGCAUCCACCUGAGGUCCCAGUGGUGGUGGCGGUGCUGGACCCAGAGGAGAAAAGGGCGUAGUAAUCAUGAGUAGUCAGGGAGGGGUGGAGGAAUGGGGUGCUUCAGGAACCAUCUGGACAGCCCAAUCCCUGCCCCUCUCCAGAUCCCUCUGUAGAGCCCUCCUGUCCUCUAGCAGACACACACCCUCACCCAACCUGUCCUCUGCAAACUGACUGAGGGUCCCCUCCUCUUGCCCAUCCACCAAUGCUGUAGCACCAUCGCAGACGGUCACCAAUUUUG